This is a messenger RNA of Periconia digitata, 1312 nucleotides long. Lineage: Eukaryota; Fungi; Ascomycota; Dothideomycetes; Pleosporales; Periconiaceae. The record is from the annotation of a GenBank genome assembly.
GUAGCUUUGGUAAGGCCAUUUCAAAGCCAAUCGGCAAGACGAGAUACUUCAAUCCCGCGAAGUUUCGUCAUCUUCAGGUUAUUGUACUCUUCUCGAGGCAGGCAAGCGCUAGUGAACAGUUGUAGCUUCAACAGCUUUCUGCGCCGGAUAACAGCUGAUCUGGCUCGAGAAGAAGUCACUAUGAAUCGAAGUGAGCAGAUUUACACAGACCAGACUACUAUGAACAUAGAAAGAAGGAGCAAGUUCUCACAUGUUCUCACAUCACCCAUCAUCGCCGUGACUGUUGGAAAGUCAAGAACGUUCUACCUCCACAAAGAUAUCAUCACGGCAGAAUCGGAAGUGUUUCUGAAGGCUCUCACGGAACCGUUCAAAGAAGCGAAUGAGCAUGCUGUCAAGUUAGACGAUGAGAACCCCGAGCUCUUCAGGUAUUUCGUCAAAUACCUUUACCGUGAUCGCUCAAUCCUUUCACGUCGAAUUGCACACUAUUCCGAGUUAGCUACAUUAGCACGUCUAUAUGCUAUGGGGGAGCGCCUAAUGGCAUAUAAGUUUCAAUCUUGUGUCCUGCCGAGAUUCACCGAAGCUGUCAACUAUAGCACUCAGGUAUCGGAAGAAGUCAUUUGCGACAUGCUCCAGACCGCAUGUACCAAAAUGACCAAACGGAUGGAAGAAGACCUCAUGAGAUCGCUAAUAUUCUGGUAUGCGGCAUACAGAAUUUCAAAUUUACAACAGUCUAGAAUUUUCCAGCAGAUGCUCAACGAGAUUCCUGAGCUGGGAAAACAAAUUUGCCUAUGGAUGGCAAAAGCUCAGCCAGUGGAAUUGCCCGUUCCCAGCCAUAAUAGGGAUCAGGCCUCGAACCCAAAGUUCGCCCCGGAAAGCGAGUACGGUCCACCAGGCUCACCUGAGUCUAGUGAAAAAGCCGCGAACCAAAACCCGAGGAAAAAUGAAAGAUGAGGCUGAACGGGAAUGCAGCAGCUACGCUAGGAUAAUCCAUGUGAAGAUCGAAGAUGGGCAAGGAAUUUUCUAGAGUCACAGUCGGGCGAUCUACCAACUUAUUUGGCAAGUUGCGGCUGAUCUUAGAUGCGUUCAAGAUCAGAUGGAAUAUGCACUCGAGUCAAUUCAAGGGACCACUGUGUACUGCAUACUAUGUACAUCAUAUAUGUAUACGUUAGGACUCUUUAAUCAAUUCAUCAUCACCCUCGAUCCCCUCCUCCCCAUUAGCGUCUUGCUUUCAGUGUCUCCCAUAGUAUUCUUAGAGAAUGAUGAAGCUGCUCGCAGUUGGCAAAGCGAGUUGGUCUAUGGUAUCAUGAGAACC